Bursaphelenchus okinawaensis is the source of this 1510-nucleotide messenger RNA. Lineage: Eukaryota; Metazoa; Nematoda; Chromadorea; Rhabditida; Aphelenchoididae. The record is from the annotation of a GenBank genome assembly.
AUGAUCUACAUAACGUGGGAGCAAGUCCGGUUUAUUAGUCAUCUCCAAUUUUACGUGGAGAUAUCCCUAGCAUUAAUUGGUUGCCCAAUAGCCAUGCUUAGUAUGUACUUGAUACUAACACAAUCACCUAAACAGUUCAAAUUCUUCAAACACUUACUGUCCUGCCUGGUUAUAUCAAGGUUCUUGACUACGUUCUCAUUGGCACUGAUCCAGCCAAAAACGAUACCACAUUACUUUGGUGGCUACAUGCAGGGUCCGAUUGGUGGACUAAUAAGCGAUGAAGUUGGCUACUUUUUAGGCCUAAUGUUUUGUGUUUCGAGUGUAAUGAUCGACGGUAUAUUGGGCGUGAUUGGCUUUACUGUUCAGACGUUAGCAUUAAAGGUUGGUUUAUAUUUUUGACAACUUCAACUCUAACCUCACAAACUGUGAGACUAAGCUGAAGAUUAGGCUUGAUUUUGAGACAGAGCUUGUGCCUGAGUCUGAGUCUGAACCUGAGCCUAAGCAUGAGCCUGAGCUCGAGCCUGGGCCUGGGCCUGGGCCUGGGCCUGGGCCUGGGCCUGGGCCUGGGCCUGGGCCUGGGCCUGGGCCUGGGCCUGGGCUUGAGCUCGUGCCCGAGCUCAAGCCUAAGCCUAAGCCUAAGCUUAAGCCUGAGAAUAAGCCUGAAGUUGAGCAUGAGCCUGAGCCUGUGCUUCUGCUUGAGCCUUAACCUCAGUCUUAAUCUUAGCCAUGCUUUUAAAUCUAACAAUUGUUUUUGAUUUUAAUUUUUGCCGUGACCUUACUUUAGCUAUACCUAAGCUUUACCCUAGCCUAGUUUUAAUCUUAAGUUUGCUAUAUUUCCUCCUUGCUCACUGUAAUAUUAAUAGCAUUAAUCUUCCAAAAAACUCAAUUUUAGGUUCACAAACCAGCCUUCAUUCAUUGGGUAGAUGAAGGAAAGAACUCUCUCUACCUUCUGGCCUCAAUAGUCAUCUUUGUCCACAUCCUGGCAGCAUUGGAAGUCUAUACCGUGCUCAACAACGUCCAAGUCCGUAGCUUUGACGAUCCGAUUCUAACUCGACUUCAAUCCACUCACGUCAGUUUCUACGCUUCUGAAGUCACCGAGCAUGGUGCAAUAUUGUACCGUGGUAGUUGCUUAUCAGUACUAGCUGUUUCAAUUUGCCUAACAGCUUACGCUGCUUACAAAUCGUCGAUGGAAGUUAAGCGUAACAAAAGUAUUGUCAUGAAAAAGACGUAUCAGAUGCAGAAGGAUGUCCAUCGCUUCUUAAUCUACAUCUUUGUCUACAACUGCUUCUUCUUCUAUGUGCCAAUCUUUAUUAUACAGUUGAGUGAUUUAUCACCUUUUCUAGCCUACAUUGUAACACCUUUUGCCUCAUCAGUACUCAUCGCUUAUGGCAUUGUGCAUGGUGUGGCCGUACUGAUGCAUAUCAAGUUUUACAAGAAUUGGAUCUUGUUAAAGGUCUUUAAACGUCAUAAUGUCAAAAUUGAAAGAUAUACGAGUAGUGUGGUUAACUGA